This is a messenger RNA of Neopsephotus bourkii (Bourke's parrot), 812 nucleotides long. It is a transcript of the gene GCDH, whose product is annotated as glutaryl-CoA dehydrogenase. Gene Ontology annotation, molecular function: flavin adenine dinucleotide binding; glutaryl-CoA dehydrogenase activity; fatty-acyl-CoA binding. Gene Ontology annotation, cellular component: mitochondrial inner membrane. The record is from RefSeq and is a predicted model, not a curated record. The annotation marks the transcript as partial. Gene Ontology annotation, biological process: fatty-acyl-CoA biosynthetic process; fatty acid beta-oxidation using acyl-CoA dehydrogenase. NCBI's taxonomy places the organism in Eukaryota, Metazoa, Chordata, Aves, Psittaciformes, Psittacidae. The transcript has 5 exons.
GAUCACCAACGCCCCGGUCGCUGACCUCUGCCUGGUGUGGGCCGUGUGCGAGCAGGACCGGCGGGUGCGGGGCUUCCUCCUGGAGCGGGGCCGGCGCGGGCUCAGCACCCCCCGCAUCCAGGGCAAGUGCUCGCUGCGGGCCUCGCCCACGGGCAUGAUCCUCAUGGAGGACGUGGAGGUGCCCGAGGAGAACGUGCUGCCGGGGGCACAGGGCAUGGCGGGUCCCUUUGGGUGCCUCAACCAUGCGCGCUACGGCAUCGCCUGGGGGGCUCUGGGUGCUGCUGAGGCCUGUUUGGAGACGGCGCGGCAAUACGUCCUGGACAGGCACCAGUUUGGGGGCCCGCUGGCACGGAACCAGUUGGUGCAGAAGAAGCUGGCGGACAUGGUGACCGAGAUCGCCCUGGGGCUCCAAGCCUGCCUUCGCCUCGGGCGCCUCAAGGACGAGGGCCGGGCAGCCCCCGAGAUGGUGUCGAUGCUGAAGCGGAACUCGUGCGGGAAGGCGCUGAGCAUCGCGCGGGAGGCACGGGACAUGCUGGGGGGCAAUGGGAUCUGUGAUGAGUUCCAUGUUAUCCGUCACCUCCUCAACCUGGAGGCUGUCAACACCUAUGAAGGCACCCAUGAUAUCCAUGUGCUCAUCCUGGGCCGGGCCAUCACUGGUAUCCAGGCAUUCGCCCCCCCGGCACCAAGGAGCUGAUGGGGUCACACUGGGGCCAGGAUGGCACCGGGGGGGUGAUGGUGUCACCAGUGGGACCAUGGUGUCACCGGCGGUGGAGGAUACAAGGGGAUGGUGCUGGUGAGUGGGACUGGUGGCA